Messenger RNA from Cordyceps militaris CM01, 1233 nucleotides. RefSeq names its product glycoside hydrolase family GH5. The transcript has a single exon. Gene Ontology annotation, biological process: glucan catabolic process. Gene Ontology annotation, molecular function: hydrolase activity, hydrolyzing O-glycosyl compounds. The coding region runs from base 1 to 1233 and encodes 410 amino acids. The record is from RefSeq and is a predicted model, not a curated record. Lineage: Eukaryota; Fungi; Ascomycota; Sordariomycetes; Hypocreales; Cordycipitaceae.
AUGCGUCCCUCGACCACGGCCACCUCGCUGCUGGCCCUCGCCGCCGGUGCUUCCGCCAAGCUGCAGUACCUCGGCGUCGCCAUGUCCGGCAUCGACUUUGGCUGCGACAUUGACGGCACCUGCCCGCUCAAGACCGUCGCCCUGCCCCUCAAAAACUAUGGCGGCGCCGACGGCCAGGCGCAAAUGGAGCAUUUCGUCAAGGACGACAAGCUCAACAUCUUCCGGCUGCCCGUGUCGUGGCAGCUGCUCACCAACGCCAAGGGCGGCAGCACCCUCGACGCGCAAGGCUGGGAGAGCUACGACACGCUCAUGCAGGCGUGCUUCGCCACGGGCGCCUACUGCAUGAUUGACCUGCACAACUUUGCACGCUUCGACAAGGGCAUCAUUGGCCAGGGCGGACCCUCGGACGCCACGUUUGCGCAGCUCUGGGCCAACAUUGCGGCCAAGUACGCCGACAAUGACCGCGUCGUCUUUGGGCUGAUGAAUGAGCCGCACGACCUCGAUACGGCCAAAUGGGCCAAUACGUGCCAGGCCGCCGUCACGGCCAUUCGCAAAGCCGGCGCCAAGACGCAAAUCAUCCUGCUGCCCGGCAACAACUUUUCCAGCGCGGCCGACUUUGUCGCCAACCAGAGCGCCGAGCUGCUGAGCAACGUGACCAACCCCGACGGCUCAACCGACGGCCUGCUGCUCGACCUGCACCAGUACCUCGACAUCAACAACUCGGGCCAGCACGCCGAGUGCACGACGGAUAAUGUCGUCGGAUUCGGCACGAUUGCCAAGUGGCUGCGGGCGAACAACCGCACCGCCAUGGUGUCGGAGACGGGCGCGUCCAUGGAGGACUCGUGCAUGAAGAAGUUUUGCGCGCAGAAUACCUUUAUCGCGCAAAACACUGACGUCUUUGUCGGCUUCGUAGGCUGGAGCGCCGGCAGCUUCGACUCUACCUAUGUCAUGUCGCUGACGCCCACGGGCUCGGCCGGCGACUAUACGGACAAUAAGCUCAUGCAGCAGUGCAUCCUCGACGUCUUCCAGGGCAAGCUCAACGCGCCGGUUAGCUCGGCGCGUCCGUCAUCGUCAUCGACCACCUCGGCGCAGAGCCCGCAAAAGACGACCAGCGCCGUCUUUCUCGAAAACUCGAGCACGCCGUCGCACACACCGAACGCGGCGGCGUCGAGUUUCCCGGGCCGUACCAGCCUGGCCCUUGUCGCGGCCGCCGCACUCUUUGCCGGCUUGUAA